AUGGUGUCUUCAUCCGCAAUCGAAUUCAUCGACGCCUCCUUGUCAUAUACAAACACUUCCAAAUACUCUUUAUCCUACCAAGAUUCAAGUCAAAAAUGGAUAAUUCGCGACCAUCUCCUCUCCCUACUCCGCGACUUCCCCUCGUUAGAACCGUCGUGUGACCAAUUCACCCACAAUGACGGCACCACCGUCAAUCUCCUUAACAUCUCCGGUCACAUCCCCAUCCCACCACGUUCUAGUUCCACUACGGUGCCUCUCAUCAUUUGGGUACACGAGAAUUACCCUUUUAUAGCCCCUAUGAUCUUCGUCGUUCCGAAUCCAAACAGAAUCCUAACCGAUCACCCUCACGUUGACUCCUCAUCGGGGUCCAUUUCUUCUCCUUACUUGCUCAUGUGGAAUGGCAAUAAUAGUAAUCUCUCCAAGUUGGUACAAAACAUAGUCAACAUUUUUUCCUUUACCCAUGAAGCGAAUCAUCGUAAUUCAUCACACCCAAGUCUUGUUUCGAGGCAGGAAGCGAUCGAUCGUCUGACUUGUUCCCUCCAUUACGACGUCGAUGUACUUAGAAACGAGGCGGAGAAGGAAUUGGAGGCGCUAUGGGCUCUCCAAGGGAAGAUGUCGGAUCGAGCUGAAGUCGCAACUAGUAUGAUAAUUGCACUUGAGGAAGAGAAACAGAGCUUGGAAAACAGAGUUGUUGAGUUGAUGAAUGGAGCUGACAGUUUGAUUGAUUGGUUGGAAGACAAUGAUCAAAUGAUCACGAGAUUUAACGAUGAUGAUGAUCAUGAUGAUGCAUUUAGAGGAGUUGAUGAUGAGGAAGAUAGGGUUUUGGGUUGUUUGGCUGAGGAUAUGGCUGUGGAUGAUGUGAUUUAUGAACUUGAUAAGGCAUUGAAUAAAGGGGUUAUACCAUUUAGGUUGUAUAUUAAACAGGUUAGAGAAUUGAGUAGAGAACAGUUCUUCAAUAGGGCAUUACUUGUUAAAUUGAGGGGGCCCCAAAUACUUUAUCAUUAUUCACCUUGA
Messenger RNA from Impatiens glandulifera, 1014 nucleotides. Its product is annotated as protein ELC-like. Gene Ontology annotation, biological process: protein modification process; protein transport; endosome to lysosome transport. Bases 1 to 1014 code for a protein of 337 amino acids. NCBI's taxonomy places the organism in Eukaryota, Viridiplantae, Streptophyta, Magnoliopsida, Ericales, Balsaminaceae. Gene Ontology annotation, molecular function: ubiquitin binding. The transcript has a single exon. Gene Ontology annotation, cellular component: ESCRT I complex. The record is from RefSeq and is a predicted model, not a curated record.